GGAAGAGCUAUCAGUCUCCACUGGGAACAAACACAGAGCAGAAGUUGUUUGUGCAAGAUGGAAUCUCCAGCUAGUUUCACAGCGGGAGACGCUUACCAGAAAGAUUUUGACCCUGCAGUGUAUUUGAAGACCUACUAUUCCUUCGGUUCCAGUCAUUGCCAAGGGAAUGAAUUUCUGGAAUUAAACCUGAGAAGCCUGUUUAAGAUAUUCACUUCAGGUGGGGUGAAAGGCGACACCCUGAUUGACAUCGGCAGUGGCCCCACCAUUUAUCAGCUCCUCUCCGCCUGCGAGAACUUUAAGGAGAUCAUCGCUUCGGACUAUACAGACCGGAACCGCCAGGAACUGGAGAAAUGGCUGAAGAAUGAGCCAGGAGCGUUUGACUGGACUCCAGUGGUGAAAUACGUGUGUGAGCUAGAAGGAGACAGGGAAAAGUGGGCUGAGAAGGAAGAUAAGUUGAGAAAGAAAGUCAAGCAGGUUCUGAAAUGCGAUGUGUCCAAAUCCAACAUCUUGGCCCCUGUGUCUCUGCCCCAGGCUGACUGCCUGCUCUCCACACUGUGCUUGGAAAAUGCGUGCAAAGACCUGAACAGUUAUCGUGCAGCACUGAAGAACAUCAGUUCUCUGUUAAAGCCAGGAGGCCAUUUGGUGAUGCUGAUAUUCCUGAAAGAAACCUACUACGUGGUAGGCCAGCGCAGGUUCUCCAGCCUCUACCUGGAGCAGGAGUCGGUGGAGGAAGCGGUGAGAGAGGCCGGGUAUGACAUACAGUGUGUUGAGGUGACCCCAAAACGUUCCGAAAGCACAUUUUCUGAUAUUGAGGCUGUGAUGAGUCUGGUUGCGUGCAAGCAGCCUGCUUAGUCCUGCUGUAAAUGAGCAGGAAAGAUCCUCGGUGCAAAGGAAAGGUCAGGGCUGGCCUUAGGGAAAAAGCACCGGGGGCAAACUAGUAUUUUGGCUGUGUGAGGGGCAGGGAGUUGUAGGGGGCAGGGAGCACAGGGGAGCUGGGGUGGGGGCUUCUCAAAGCCAAACCCGCAUGUAAUUUUGCAUUGGCAUCUGCAUAAAUCAAAGAAUAUAGAAUUGAGAGAUGGGACGUGACCCAAGGACCCCUUGACACCAAGCGGCAG
Molecule: messenger RNA, 1115 nt
Organism: Mauremys reevesii (Reeves's turtle)
Lineage: Eukaryota; Metazoa; Chordata; Testudines; Geoemydidae
Product: nicotinamide N-methyltransferase-like
Exons: 3
Coding region: 58-852 (264 amino acids)
Cellular component (GO): cytosol
Molecular function (GO): N-methyltransferase activity
Source: RefSeq, a predicted model, not a curated record